Molecule: messenger RNA, 2242 nt
Organism: Anopheles funestus (African malaria mosquito)
Lineage: Eukaryota; Metazoa; Arthropoda; Insecta; Diptera; Culicidae
Product: 2',5'-phosphodiesterase 12
Exons: 2
Coding region: 239-2122 (627 amino acids)
Biological process (GO): nuclear-transcribed mRNA catabolic process, deadenylation-dependent decay
Cellular component (GO): mitochondrion
Molecular function (GO): 3'-5'-RNA exonuclease activity
Source: RefSeq, a predicted model, not a curated record
UGGUCCAGCAAAUAAACAGCGCACGGUGGGAAGUGUUACAAAACAGGCUAUUGUUUUGUAAUCGAUUUUCGUCUGUUGUUUUCUAAUUUUUUUUACCAUGCUUAAGUUAGAAAACGGUCGGGGAUUAGUGAAGAAUCACGCCGCAAAAUCGAUCUCUUGGUGUGUCAUGUGGACUUAAACCUGUCAUGUGCACGGUCCUCGUGUAUUUCCGUCGCAUCGUACCAUCCACCCAUUUUCAAUGUUGUGUUGGACACUGGCCCAUCUGUAUCGCAGGGCAAUCUUCACAUCAUCCGUAUCACGAUCGUUGUAUCCUUUCGCAGGAUAUUCUAUCCGCCACGGUUCAAACUUUACGCCGAAGCAGCGUUUCACCAUGCGGACCGCCUAUUUCAAACAGCUGCCCGGUGAGGAGCAGUGUCAGAUCAGCUUUCACCUGCUGCUCGACCAGUACAAGAUAGACAAAGUGUUCAACUUUAAUCGCAGUCUGACCGAGCAGAUUGACAACAGCCUGGAACGGAUUCGGGCGAACGUGGAGAAAGAGUUCCAGAAGAAAAAUAAACGGAAAAAGGCAAAAAAGCAACCAACGCAACCAACCGACGAUAAUGCACCAGCUGGCGACCAGAACACAUCGGUACCGGCAGACGUACCGAUAGUCGUGUCUCUCGGUACGGAUGAGGAAAAGAUUACCAAUAUGACCAUCGCAGAUAUACUAGCAAAGUUUGACGCUGGCCAAUACCCAAAUGUGCAGCUUACUAUACUAGACGAAAACUUCCAAGUUUCCUACAACAGUCCAGAGGUACAUACGGUCAAAUUGCCUACAUCAAUGUUGGCUGAUUUUUAUGUGUGUCCAUCCCGGCUCGAACUGCAUUUUGCAACACGCGAAUGUAGCACGUACAGUUGGUCCAGAGGACAGAUGCCAGAGUCGGGCAAUGCGCAACAAAUCCACUGGGAGCAGGUCAGCACGGAGUUGACGUACAUGGUACAGAAGACUGACGUUGGGUAUCAUCUAAAGUUUAGCUGCACACCGAAGGAUUCCGCUGGGCGGACUGGUCCAACGAUGGAAAUUAUCUCGCCGCAACCGGUACAGGCCGGACCGGGGCUGUGCCCGUUCGAGGUGCGCCAUCUGUUUACACAGCAGAAGCUAAAGGAUGGCCAGUUUCGAGUGGUGUCUUACAAUUUACUUGCCGAGCUGUACUCCGACAGCGACUACAGUCGGACUGUUCUGUUCGCUUAUACACCACCGUACGCGCUAGAAAUCGAUUACAGGAAGCAACUGUUCGUAAAGGAACUACUCGGCUACCGGGCAGAUAUCGUAUGUUUGCAGGAGGUGGACACAAAAAUAUUCAGCCUGGAUUUGGUGCCUAUUUUUCAACAGAAAAACCUUGCCGGUCACUAUCAAGCAAAGCGCAAUGUUGCAGAAGGUUUGGCAACGUUUUACGAUGUGAAUAAGUUCGAGCUACUCGAAAAGGAUGGCGUUAUCAUCAGCGAGAUUUUGCAACGUUAUCCGGAGCUAUGGAACCAGAUAAAGGAUAACAAACCGUUGGUAGAUCGGAUCGAGAACAGAUCGACCGCUUUGCAGCUUACCCUUUUGCGUAGUAAACACGAUACGAGCAAGCAUUUGCUAGUGGCCAAUACGCAUCUGUAUUUCAGCCCAGAUGCUGACCAUGUGCGUUUGCUACAGAUAGGGUACGCCAUGCUGUACAUACGCGAACAGUACGAACGGAUCGGUCAACAGUACAAUUUACAGGAGUCCGCAUUAGCUUUGCUGUUUUGUGGCGACUUUAACUCGGUGCCGGAGUGUGGCAUCUACAAGCUCAUGACGGAACGCUUUGUUGGGCCGGACUUUGCCGACUGGGAAAGCAAUACGGAGGAAGCGGCCAAAAACGUUACACUAUCGCAACCGUUCAAGAUGGCUUCGGCCUGUGGAUGUCCAGAGUUUACUAAUUAUACGGUGGGAUUCGCUGCAUGCAUUGACUACAUCUUCUACCAGAAAGGAUUUUUGAACGUGAACGAUGUUAUUCCGAUGCCAAGCCGAGAAGAGCUAUCGAUGUAUGAAGCAAUACCUUCGCCCGUCUUUCCUUCGGAUCACGUUGCGCUGGUCGCAAACUUGGAGUGGACCGGGUAGAUUGGUUUAAGCGUUUCACAGAACAUUGAAACGAAAGUUUGCUUAAUUCAUUUGGUCAUCAAAAGCUUGAGCCGUUGUUGUAAAAUCUGGAUGCAAUAUAAAUUAUGCAAAAAAGGUUCA